This is a messenger RNA of Hibiscus syriacus, 580 nucleotides long. RefSeq names its product auxin-responsive protein IAA30-like. NCBI's taxonomy places the organism in Eukaryota, Viridiplantae, Streptophyta, Magnoliopsida, Malvales, Malvaceae. The record is from RefSeq and is a predicted model, not a curated record. Gene Ontology annotation, biological process: regulation of DNA-templated transcription. The transcript is spliced from 4 exons. The coding region runs from base 1 to 501 and encodes 166 amino acids. Gene Ontology annotation, cellular component: nucleus. Gene Ontology annotation, molecular function: protein binding.
AUGGGGAGGCGAACCAGUUCUUCUUCAUCUUCUAUCGAGAGCAGCACCUGCUUUAAUGGUGUUUCUUCUUCUUCUUGUUCCUCGCAGAGGGACCUUAGCACUGAUCUCAGACUUGGUCUUAGCAUUUCUUCUACCUCUCCUUCCUAUGCAAGGGGGCGACCAUCUCUGUUCAGGCAGGCGGUGGCAGUGGCGGAAGAAGAAAAUGAGUGCAGCAGUGCAACUUUCUUUGUUAAGGUCUACAUGGAGGGAAUUCCAAUUGGACGAAAAUUGGACCUGUUGGUUCACGAGAAUUACUAUGAUCUGAUAAGGACUCUCGAGCUCAUGUUCAACACUAACAUUAUCUGGGCAGAGUCGGAGGCGGCCGAGGUGGACGGAGACCGGCACGAGAAAUGCCACGUGUUAACAUAUGAAGACAAGGAAGGGGAUUGGAUGAUGGUUGGUGAUGUUCCGUGGGAGAUGUUCUUGUCAGCUGUUCAGAGAUUGAAGAUCACCAAGUGCUGAAUUUUGUACAAUUUUUUUCCUUUUCUGUUGAUGUUUCUCGUGGAGUGAAAAUGAAUAGUUAGACAUAUAAUAUAUAGGA